Molecule: messenger RNA, 3306 nt
Organism: Equus quagga
Lineage: Eukaryota; Metazoa; Chordata; Mammalia; Perissodactyla; Equidae
Gene: ANKRD29
Product: ankyrin repeat domain 29
Exons: 12
Coding region: 1583-2338 (251 amino acids)
Biological process (GO): neuronal action potential; RNA processing; negative regulation of delayed rectifier potassium channel activity
Cellular component (GO): membrane; axon initial segment; synapse
Molecular function (GO): RNA binding; transmembrane transporter binding; RNA nuclease activity
Source: RefSeq, a predicted model, not a curated record
ACCCUGGGCCGCCGCAGCGGAACACACUAACUUAACCCCUCGGCCACGGAGCCGGCCCCUGGACAAGUAUUUUAAAAAGGUGUGAGGGCUGUGCAUGUAUAUCUAGAUUUCUUGAGUAUUUACUGUCAAAGAGCAUUUAUGUGUAUUAUCUCAUUUAAUCCUCCAAGAACAUGUGCAUGAAGUACUGUUAUUAUUGUUCCCAUUUUGCUGAGGCAGAGAGAUGUUAAAUAACCUGCCCAAGGUCACAGAACCGGGAAGUAGCAGGGUCGGGACUUAAACUCAGCUCGCUCCUGCCCCAAAUCACCUGCUCGUGUCAUGCGUCCCCCUCCCAGGAAAGCAAGCCCCUGAGGGAAAAUGAAAUAUUCACAACUUUUCACAAAGCUCAGUUUCUAGAACCUUAUAGGAAACCAGGAUGUCUAGCCUGAGCAGGAGAGGAGUCCCAAGGCCAUCCUAAAGGCAGGAGCGGCUCUUGGUUGAGGCCUCGUUAUGACAGUAGACGCUUGCGGUUUGCAGAUGGUUUUUGAAAGGUUUUGGGAGUUAAAGUAAAACAACAAAAUCACUGAAAACAAUUUACAAUUUAUUACUUUCAAGUUUUUAUGUUUCAGGAAAAACCACCAGAGCAAUUCGUGGUGCAUUUUAAUUUCUCUUCCUAAUUCUCCCUCCCAGACUUCAUUUUGGCCUUGAGCAAUCUCUUUACUAAAAGGGCGUUUUUUGGUGAUUCAUUAUGCAAGUCAAAGCUGUCUUGCCUUUGUUUCACCCAGUUACUAACAACUGCAACAUUAGACCCAGCCUGGUGCAAAAGCCACACACGCUGGGUGUGGACCGCACCAUGGCAGUUUGGCUGCAACGUCCCUGCGACAGUAAAGUUUAUACCCUCAGGGACAGCAAAUUGUUCAUCUGGAAUUUGAGGUGAUUUUUUUUCCUCCUGACUGAGCCAGAAAACUAUUCAAACUGUGUUUGUAAUGUGCAAAACUCCCUGUUUUGCCAUGUUCUCAUCCAAGAAUGCACAAGACGACACAGUUGUGUAUGAGCUGAAGGGCUUCUGAAAUGAAAUCCUUGCACCAAUAAAUAUCACCAUCACUUUCCUGUCACUGUGCUUUCAUUUUAGAUGGCUCUGUGGAGUAGCUGAAAUUGUUGAUCUUUCUUUUUAACUUUGCGUAGGACACCGAGACUCAGUGGGCCAAGUCACCUGUGCAGGGCUGGGGAUGAAACCCAGAGCUGUCUGUGUCCAGAACCCGUCCUCCCCCCUCCGCCGGGCACUGUGCUCUGCAGCUCCAGAUCGACUGGUUUUAGAGAAGGAAGCAGUGGCGUGAAGGAUCCAUACAAGGACAUGGAACAGCAUUUUCUACCCAGAGUUCCUUGUUCUCAACUGAAACCUCUGGCAAGUUCCAGCUGAAGCAAAGAGAGUUCGGUGGCGGGAAAGUGAGGUGUUUACCCAGACAGCUGGAAUCAGAAGGAAACUCCGCUUGCCAACGCCGCGUUCUGGGCAGCGAGGAGAGGCAACCUGGCCCUGCUUCGGCUGUUGCUGAACAGCGGCCGGGUGGAUGUCGACUGCAGGGACAGUCAUGGCACCACGCUCCUCAUGGUCGCCUCCUACGCUGGUCACAUAGACUGUGUGAAGGAACUGGUUCUGCAAGGAGCAGACAUCAAUCUCCAGAGAGAGUCAGGCACAACCGCCCUGUUCUUCGCUGCCCAACAAGGACAUAAUGACGUCGUGAGAUUUCUCUUUGAAUUUGGAGCAUCCACUGAAUUCAGGACCAAAGACGGGGGCACUGCCCUGUUGGCCGCCAGUCAGUAUGGGCACAUGCGGGUGGUGGAGACCUUGCUGAAGCACGGAGCCAACAUCCAUGACCAACUUUAUGAUGGAGCCACUGCUCUCUUCUUAGCUGCCCAAGGUGGUUACUUGGAUGUUAUUCGAUUAUUAUUGUCUUCAGGAGCAAAAGUCAACCAGCCAAGGCAGGACGGCACGGCGCCACUGUGGAUCGCCUCUCAGAUGGGCCACAGCGAGGUGGUGAGGGUGAUGCUGCUGCGCGGAGCCGACCGCGACGCCGCCCGGAACGAUGGCACAACAGCGUUACUGAAAGCAGCCAACAAAGGGUAUAAUGACGUUAUAAAGGAAUUGCUGAAAUUCUCACCCACCCUUGGUAUUUUGAAGAAUGGAACAUCGGCGCUCCAUGCGGCAGUGCUCAGCGGGAAUAUUAAAACAGUCAGGCUGCUCCUGGAAGCAGGGGCGGACCCAGCCCUGAGAAACAAGGCCAAUGAACUUCCGGCAGAACUGACCAAAAAUGAACAUAUAUUGCGCCUCCUCCGAAGUAAAGAAGGACACAGGAAGAGCUAACUGGGUUCCAUGUUUGACUGAAAGGUAGAAACCUUAACCACGUUGUCCAAAAAGAAAUUGCUUUUCAAAUAGUGUUGGAAAUUCUUUUAAGAAAGAAAAUGCCCCGGAUGCCCACCCUGGGUCCCUGACCAGGAAGAGCUGUGCUUUGUGCCUUGAGUUAGGAACAGAAAGCUCAGGGGCCCCUCUCCUCACUUACGUGAGCCUCUCACACUGGCCUGUAACCUCGCUCCAGUGGGCCUGGUGGAUUCGUGGAUUCCACAGAAACUCAUUUGAAACUACAGUACCUUGGGUCUCUUGGUUAAACUCUAGUUGGUAAACUCUUUAAGAGGUUUAAGCAAGAAGGCAGAAAGACUGACAGUCUUUAAAAGACUGAAAGUCUGACCUUCAAUGAAUUGAUGCACUUUGACUUUUGUGUUCAAUGUAAGUGUGCUAAAAGAUACAGCUCCAUCAUAUUUUAUGUAUGUAUGUGUGUCAUUCCAGCGUAAGAUGUUUUCUUCUACCCAAGGACUAUAGCCAUGACUAUUACGAGUCAAUGAUGCGUAAAGUUACAUUAUUAAAAAGCCACUUCUGACAUUCCACCAUGUGCUUUUCAAAGAUGGACUGUUGAACUAUAAAAAAGACAAGUUGUUCAUUUGUGAGUUGAUCCUCAUCUUUUUCCUAACAUGUAAAAAUCAUUUUGUCAAUGUUGUAGGUAGGGUAGGAUACAAGUGGCAAAUUUGGAAAAUCAGAAAAUGACAAACCACAAGAUAUUUAGGAUUGUCUCUUGGAGCUUUUAUUUUGAUUCUGUUGUUAGGAAUCCAUUACUCAUGCUGUAAGACAGUAGGCUUAAUAUGCUGUGCAACCUUGAGCUUGCGAUACCACAUUGCUGGAUACAAUGACUUUGAAUAAAAUGUAAUGUAUGCAAAUACGAUAUGUUGCUGUUACUGUUGCAGGAGUAUAAGUAAUAAAAGACUGUUAUUAGUAUUUAA